AUGACUGAUGGGUUUGGUUCAGUGGAGUGUUUGCAGGGAAACGGUCUAGACAAAUCAUUUGCUUUCGCAAUCAGCCAGAUGGUUCUCGACAUCUUCGGUGAUCUCUUGAUAUUGGUUAUUCCCUUCCACCUCAUCUGGAGGAUCAAAGUCCGAUUGUCGCAAAAGCUCGUCUUAGCGUCAACCCUCUGUUUCACCGUCCUAACCAUCAUGUGCACAAUAACCCGUGUCGUCGGUGUUCGCACGAGCUCCAGCGAUUCCUCCUUAGACACCGUCUGGCAGACAUACUGGCAGUACGUCACUGCCAACAUCGCGCUGACCAUGACAGCGGCUACAGCCUUCCGAGCGUUCUUCAUCUCCAGACAUCAAGACAGACCAGCGCAGAGACAGGGAUCCAACAAGUCUUGGAUUAGUAGGAGUUGGCGGUUCUUCAAAUUGGUGCUGAGGCCGUGGUCAUGGCAAGGGAAAAGCAGCGCACUGCAAAUUGCUGAAGACUCCAGUAACCGAGGGAUAGAACUGCCAUUGAUCGAAGAGCGGGCCACCAUGACUGGCAUGCGGAGUUUCAUCAACCGGCAAGGAGAAUUCGGUGAAGAAUAG
Letharia columbiana is the source of this 594-nucleotide messenger RNA. RefSeq lists its product as uncharacterized. Bases 1 to 594 code for a protein of 197 amino acids. The record is from RefSeq and is a predicted model, not a curated record. The transcript has 2 exons. NCBI's taxonomy places the organism in Eukaryota, Fungi, Ascomycota, Lecanoromycetes, Lecanorales, Parmeliaceae.